Molecule: messenger RNA, 3486 nt
Organism: Neospora caninum
Lineage: Eukaryota; Apicomplexa; Conoidasida; Eucoccidiorida; Sarcocystidae
Product: putative phosphatidylglycerophosphate synthase
Exons: 1
Coding region: 1-3486 (1161 amino acids)
Biological process (GO): cardiolipin biosynthetic process
Cellular component (GO): mitochondrion
Molecular function (GO): CDP-diacylglycerol-glycerol-3-phosphate 3-phosphatidyltransferase activity
Source: RefSeq, a predicted model, not a curated record
AUGCGACUUCGAUUUGCUGUUCCCCCGCGCGCGGUGCGCUUCCUGAAGACGCCUUCCCACUUUUUUCAGGUGUCGGCAUUCCUCCUUUCCAGGGCGCAGCGACGAGUCGCGCUGGCAGCUCUUUACAUCGGGACUGGCCCGCGGGAGCGGUUCCUCGUGGACUUGCUCAGGCGGCGCAUGCGGGAGGUUGCAUGCAUGCGAGAGAGCGCGCGACCAGGCAGCGCGUUUGGCGAGUUCUUGUGGGCCGGAGAUCAGCGAUGGAAGGCACGUGCGGUCGCGCCGACGGUGGCGGGAGGGCAGAGGAACGGGGAAAACGGAAGAGCAGAGAGGACACGCGUCUCUGCGAGAGAGAGAGACCAGGAAGAAAGCCUGGGCAAAAGACGUCUGCAGGUCCACAUUCUGGUCGACCGUUUACGAGGGACGCGAACAGACAAGAACGGAUCUUCCGCCUCCGUUCUCGCCCCCCUUCUCAAGCUCGACGAAGAACUCUCUGAGGUGGACGUACACCCGACUGGUGCCGAGCCUUCACCGUUUCCGCCCCCGCACAACGAUUUCUCCAGCACAUGCAACACCCGUGCCACAGCGACGUCCUCUUCCUCUCUUUCAUCUUCUCUUUCUUCUUCUCUUUCUACUUCUCUUUCUACUUCUCUUUCUUCUUCUCGUUCUUCUCGUUCCUCUUCUCUUUCUUCUUCUUCCUCUUCCCUUUCUUCCUCUUCCCUUUCUUCUUCCUCUUCUCUUUCUUCGUUCGGGGCUUCGCCGUGUGCGUCGCUCGCUUCUUCGCGCCGGGGUAGAGGCGAGCGAGCUCCCAGCGUUCGAGUUAGUUUUUUCCACAAUCCGCUGGCCACGUCCUCGCUUCUCGGGCGCGUGCUGCCUCCGCGGCUGAACGAAGCGGUGGGUGUCCAACACAUGAAGGCUCUCGUCGUGGACGACACGGUGCUGCUGACUGGGGCCAACUUCAGCGAGGAGUACCUCGUCAACAGGGCUGACCGUUACGUGGUCAUCAACGACGCGUCUGUCGCGAAUGCAGUGUGCGAGAUCGUCCAGGCAGUUCAGCGAGGCAGCUUUUCUCUCAGGCGCAGGGCGGAAAGGCGCCGCGACCAACCGCUUUGCGUGAACGCGGGUCGGAGGUCUGUGGCGGAAGCUGGAGAGAGAGGGCGAGCGAGAACAGAAACAGAAGGCAGAGAGGCAGGACACAACGCACAGGCGGUGCGCAUGCAGGCGUGUGGGAGUAAGAAGAGAGGGUCAGAGGACGAGUUGACACUCUGCGGCGAGGAAGGUUUCAGAGAUUGCGACUCGGAAGCGGCGAAGGGGGAAAAGCUUCGCACGCUGCGCCGGGAAGGCGGAGACGAAGCAGGUUCUCGUCCAGUCUCUUCUGCGUUCGCGUCGUCGAUCGGCAUGCACGAGGAGAAGCGCGCAGGAGAGGCUGAAGACGCAGGGAGGGAGAGAGAGGAAGAGUACACGCUGUGGCGGGCGCAUGCCCGGGAAAGAGAAGGAAAGGAGAGCCAAGACGAGAACAACGAUUUCGACGUCGUCUGGGAUCCCCAGUUCACUCUGACGCACAAUCCAACACAAAACCCGGAGGCCUUUUCACGCGACUUUUAUCGCCUUUUGAAAGAAACGUGUUCUCGGGAAAAUGCUCUCUCAGAGUCCCGUCGAGCUUCCGCAGCGAAUCCGGACCUGCCCGCAAAGACAGAGACUGUCUCCUGCGCUUCUUUCACGAACAGCCGUUCCAGUGGAGUAACCCUGCACGCACUGUCGGGUCUGAAGAGCGAAAGACAGGAGAGCGGCCUCUCGCUUGGGGACGAAGCGCAGCGGAGGAGCGUGGGAGACUGUCGAGCAGAACCCGGGGGAGCAGCGUGCAAUCUUGAGCACCCAGGAAGGCCGGUGAGAAAGUCUCAAGGGGCGGGCGAAGGAGACGCACGCGGCCAGAGUGAACAUUCGCAGAGCUCGCAGGAACUUUCGCAUGCUUCGGUGCAGAGCAAGCAAGAAAGGGGUGCCGUGGGACAUGAGGGAAGACGAGAGGCAGUGCGAGCGGCGAAGGCCAGAGAUUCAGGUGUCUGUACACUCGAGAUCGCUCUUCAAGCGGGUUUCACCGACCCUCCCAUUGACGACCUCGCUCGAGUCCUCGACGAGAUCUUUGUGGAGGCAGGCGAAAGUGGACCAAAAAAGUUUAACUCAGCGCGUCUCAAGAAAGUAGACAGCGGCGCUGAAGAAUCAAGCACAGCGCACUCUGGCCGUCCGCUAAGCACAAAUAGGGAACAUCAAGUUCGUGCGUCAUCCCCCCUCGCUCCCCCCGGCUACAAUGCUGUCGCUUCCGAGGAUGAAGAUAGUAGAAGACCGCUAUCCAGUCUUGCAACUGGUUCAUCAGCGGUGGUUCUUGCCUCUCCCUAUUUAAAUCUCCCUAGCCGACUGCUGAGGCGCCUCAGCGCUCUCUGUGUAGCCCAGUCGGAUGCCACACAAUUGCUACCCGAGGCUCGGCAAAGAGAACCGGAUCUUUCAGUUGGGUCGGGGAUCUGCGAUAGAGCCUUGCGCACAAGAAAGGUAGCUGUUGUAACGGCCGCUCCACAAGCAAAUAGUUUUUUCAGGUCGAAAGGCGUAUCGCGUUACAUUCCAGAGGCGUAUGCCUACCUUGCUCAUCAAGUAGCUCGGAUGCUGGAGCAGGCUGCGCGCCGAACUCCCGCGACUGUAUGCGGUUCGGGUCACAGACACCAGAGCGAGGGGAGAGAUUCACAAGCAGAUGCACUCGCGCAAAAUGCAGGACGGGAGUUGUCUGAUGCGAGAUCCACGGAUCCUCGAGAAGGGUCGGAGUCCGUGAUGCUCCAGGAGACGGAAAGUAGACGUUCAGACUCUGUGCUAUUUGAGUACUGUCGCCCGUGGUGGACGUUUCAUACCAAGGCGAUUUGGCUGCUGGCCGAAACGUCGUGCCGAGAAACGAGAGAACUCGGCUGCCGUCCGGAAGAAGAGCCCAGUCGAGCGACACGAGGGGAAACCGCGCACGGCCUCACCGAACAACGCUUCGAGCAGCAUCAAGAAGGCUGCUCUUUUAUCCCGGCGAACACUCAACGAGAAGCCGUAGACGUUCGGGCGGGGGCUUCAGGGCUGUGUCGGGGGAUCUCCUAUGCCGACGAGAACUCCGUGUCAAAGUUUCCCGAAAUCGGAGGGAAGAUCCCUUCUGUACAGCGUUGUUCCUGGUUGAGAGUAGCUGCGCAACAUCCGGAGCACACGGUGGAAAGCGACUCGACACAUCUGCUGCCUUACAUGACCGUGUUUGGGAGUUCGAAUUUCAGCGAGCGGGCGGAGCGCCGAGACCUUGAACUGAGUUGUGUCUUAAGGACAACGGACCAUGAGCUUCAGAGCCAGAUGAAGGCGGAAAUCGAGGACGUAUUCAAGCACUCUCGGCCUGUCGAGGCCGAGAGUUUGAGAAGAAGAUUUGGAUGGGUCACGUGGUUCGCAGUUCAGUGGCGCACAAUCAAGUCUCUCCUAUGA